AUGGAUUCGCUUUCAUGGAAAGAUGCAUUAUCAGCAGCGAUAGGCUCCUGUGUACCUUGUUUCAGGCCCUCAAACGACAGCGACAAUGACUCUUUUCAAAAUCCAUCAUCAUCAUCUCGAAGUCGACCACCCCAACACCUCGAAUCUCUUUUAGCGGAACCUCUGGAUACGGAUACAGAAGCUGAGACGGUUUCGCUUCAUUCUAAUUUAGGUUCGGGGUCUGGGACUCCACGAACGAGAAGGAACAAGAAGAAGAAGCAGAAGAAGAAUCAACAACCCGGAGGUAUAACCCUUUUCGGUCUCAACCUCUUCGGACGACGAACGGGCGCUGUACAUCUACCUGACGACGACGAGGAAGUGGACAGACUUUUGAAUCGUUAUCCCAGUCGUCGAUUAAGACGCACCUCGUCUUCAUCUACUACACCAGCAGGUGCUACAACAACGAGAUCUUCCUCUCUUACCUUCGAUGCCGAUGCAGCACCUCUGGACGCAGCAUCCCUUGACCAGCUUACCCCAGCACAGUUGGAAGAACGUGCUCGUCAAGCUGAGUUACAAGUUGAGGAAGAGAGAAGGGCGAAAGAGGAGAGGAAGAGGAAGAGGAGGGAGAAGAAGGAGUUGAAGAAAUUGGCUGCUCAGUUAGCUGUUAGCGGGCCUGGGGAUGAUGGGGAUUUUGAAGGUUUCCAAGGGAGUGGUUCGCUCGGUGUCGGAGCGGGAACGGGAGUUAACAACGGAUAUCCAUUCAUCCCAGCACCCUUGUUCAGCCCAGAUACAAUGGGAUCACAGUCAGUUGAGGACGAAGGAGAUGGUUCAGCUGAUUUGGACGGUACUCUCUAUACCGGUCGGAGUAGAGCUGGCGGUGCCUCUGUGAGCGGCGGUGGAUCCGACUCGCAACGUUCUCCUGCUUCGGGUUCCGCUGCGUCAUACCACGAAUACCAAUACCAAUACCAAUAUCCAAACGAGGCCAAUCUGACACCGUCAACGGCACCCACUACAAAGAAGAAGAAGAAAUCUUCAUCGAGUAAAUCCAAAUCCAGCCAGUCUCAUUCUUCUGCGACGUCUUCGACACAAUCGCCUUCACUCGCGUCGCCUGUUGGUACUGAAUUCAUGGGCUUGCCUUCGCCGUCACCCCUUGGUGACAGGUUUCCUCGAAAGCCGGUGUCGGUAAUGACGGAUUCGUAUUCUGUGGAGGACCGAGGGUUUCCUAGUCCUGGAUUUGGAGGGCUGGCUAGAGUUGGGAGGAAUGGUGCGUUUUUGGCGAGUAAAGGGGAUGAAGCCUAG
This is a messenger RNA of Marasmius oreades (fairy-ring Marasmius), 1278 nucleotides long. RefSeq lists its product as uncharacterized. The transcript has a single exon. Lineage: Eukaryota; Fungi; Basidiomycota; Agaricomycetes; Agaricales; Marasmiaceae. Bases 1 to 1278 code for a protein of 425 amino acids. The record is from RefSeq and is a predicted model, not a curated record.